AUGUCCACAACCAGCGAUGGCAGUCCCGGUAACUGGAUCACCGGCAGUUACACCGGGAACAGCAUCGGGGUGCGCAUCACCAUCGCGACCUUCAUCGCCCUUGCGUGCUACAAUGUACUCGAGCUGAUCGUGCUCAUUUUCAUGACCUUCAAACGCUACCGAGGACCCUACUUCUGGAGUAUGCUGAUCGCGUCGGUCGGCAUUCUACCUUACGCGAUCGGCUAUUUACUCAAAUUUUUCGAUCUUACUUCGGCCACUUGGCUCCCGAUUACUUUGCUCACUGUGGGCUGGUGGACUAUGGUUACCGGCCAGUCGUUCGUGUUAUACUCCCGCCUCCAUUUAGUGCUCGAGAACCCGCGCGUUCUGCGUUUGGUCAAGGGCAUGAUUAUUAUGAAUAUCUUCCUCUUGCACGUCCCGACCACGGUGCUCACUUACGCUGCCAAUUUCGUCGGGUCCUACGCGACGAUCGAGGGAUACAAUGUCAUGGAGAAACUCCAGCUUACUGGAUUCUGUAUUCAGGAAGUUAUCAUCUCCAGUCUGUAUAUGUGGGAGACGAAUCGCAUUCUGCAGAUGAGUGAGGACCAGAGUAUUCGGAAGACUAUUUUACAGCUGCUCGCUGUCAACGUCGCUUGUAUCUUGAUGGAUAUCGCGCUCAUGAUCAUCGAGUUCAUGAACUUCUAUAUCUACCAGACGACCCUCAAGGCUACGUUGUAUAGCAUCAAGCUCAAGCUGGAAAUCGCUGUCUUGGGUAAACUGGUCAAGGUUGCUCAUCAACAUCUCUGGCGAACUAAUACUGAGCGUGGCCGAUACCCCUCUUUCGUUGACCCUACCCGCAUCGAUUCGGAUAUCAAUCACCCUGCGUCAUCUCUUGAUACGAGCAAUGGCUCCAAGGCUCGUGCUACUCCUUUUGAGGAUAUCGAAUAUGUUGUGAGAUGA
Molecule: messenger RNA, 936 nt
Organism: Penicillium cinerascens
Lineage: Eukaryota; Fungi; Ascomycota; Eurotiomycetes; Eurotiales; Aspergillaceae
Exons: 1
Coding region: 1-936 (311 amino acids)
Source: RefSeq, a predicted model, not a curated record